AUGGAAACGAUGUGGUUGCGAUUCGUGUUCGUGAUUGCUCUUGUUGUUGGUGCGCUAGUUGCGGAGAGCCCGGAGGAAAUUAAGAAAAAAAGAGCGCUUUUGGUGAAAAAGCAUCUGAAGAGGCUGAAAAAGAUCGAUGGAGGGCUUAAAUUGGUGGGAGGAAGAGGAGAGUACGAAGGUAACGUGGAAAUUUUACACAAUGGAUCUUGGGGCGCCAUAUGUGAUGACGAAUGGGACCUCACUGAGGCAAAAAUUAUUUGUAAACAGCUUGGAUAUGUUGGAGAGAAGGUCCAGCCGACCGUGAAUUCAUAUUUUGGUCCUGCAAAACGUCGUUUCUGGAUGGAUAAUAUUUAUUGUGACGGCACCGAAGAUGAAAUUUCGGCAUGUAGAUUUGAUGGGUGGGGACGUAGCGAUUGUAAGUCUGACGAAGCCGCUGGCGUUAUUUGCUCAGAACCUGAGAUCACUUCAGCCAAACCAGAGAUACUCAAUAUAGAAGCAGAACAUAAAAUGUCCCGGCUUCCAUCGAACUUGAAGCUCCGACUGAUGCAUGGCAGAAUACCAACAGAAGGAAGGCUUGAAAUAAAAAACAAAAAAGGCAAAUGGGUAACGGUAUGUGGUGAUGGAUGGUCACUUUUGGAAGCCUUAAUCGUAUGCAAAACCUUGGGGCUGGGUUAUGCUAAUGAUGCGAUGCAAACAGAUUAUUUUGGUGGAAACGUGACCGGUGGAACUUUUGUUGGUGUCAAGUGCAUUGGAAACGAAACUAGUUUUCAUGAAUGCCAAUACAAUCAACAACUAACAGGCCAGUGCAAGAGUCGCGAUCUAGCCGCCGUCUCAUGCACUAAUUCGAUGGCCGACUUGAUUAUCGAUCACAUGGAACUGAUUCAGACCGCACACUUGGAGGAUAGACCGAUGUUCUUCUUGCAAUGCGCCAUGGAAGAGAACUGCGUCGCUUCAUCGGCUUACGAGAUACAAAAAGAGAAUCCCGGCUGGCACUUGGAGACUAGGAGGCUUCUCAAGUUCACUGCGAAGAUCUUUAACGCUGGUACCGCCGACUUCCGGCCCGCGAUACCGAAACAUUUGUGGGAAUGGCACAUGUGUCAUAUGCAUUACCACAGCAUGGAAGUGUUCGCCACAUUCGACAUCUUCAAUUCCAAGGGCAAGCGGGUCGCUGAAGGACACAAGGCUUCUUUCUGUCUCGAAGACAACCAAUGCCUACCCGGCGUCGAGCCCAGAUUCGCAUGCGCAAACUACGGUGACCAAGGCAUAUCAGUAAACUGCUCGGACAUCUACAAAUACACAGUUGAUUGUCAAUGGGUGGAUAUCACCGACCUUGAUCCCGGUCACUAUACGAUGAAAGUGGCCGUCAAUCCGGAAUACAAGGUUCCCGAGAUGACAUUCGAGAAUAACGCUGCUUAUUGUGAUUUCUUCUACGAGGAGACCUUCGGUAGUGUAAGAAACUGUGUAGUGCGAAGGCCGUAAGAAACAGUGAGCGCCCGCAAAAGUCAAACUUCGCAAUCUUCAGUUAUUUCCGUCUGGCAGUUAACUGUCAAGAUAACAAAUCUUUGCAAGACAGUUAAUGUGAUGCUAACUGUUAGAUAACAGUUGAUAUGAAUUUAUGAAUCUAACCCUCAAUCUGUGACUGAACAUCCGCGGUUAAUUUUCAAAUUGGGUCACUACGACCUGGCUUUUCAAUUUCAGGUUAUUUAUGACUUUACUUAAUAGGCUAGUUGACACUUUUUUUAGUAGGUCUUAAAUAGUUAAUCUUUGCUCUAUUAGACCAAAAAAUUGAUACUAUAUUUUUUUCAGACCUUGAAGAUCGUAAAACUCCAAAAAUAUAUUUUUCUUAGACAGCCGAAGACGCUGAUCGCCAUGUUUGGCCCAUAUUAAUGAGCUCUGACGUCAUACCAUUUGCAAACAGCAGCUCUCAAACUUUUAAACAUAUAAACAUCACUUCUACUAACUUACAUGAUUUUGUUGUUGUUGUUGAAGAUUUAUUUAGCAUUAAUGCUACAAUGUCAAUUUUGUAUAAUGAUUCGGUUACAUAUUUUUCUUCAAUCCAUUUUCUGUGAUUUUACAUUCUUGCCUAUUAAAAUUAAAAUUACGACACUAUGUAUUGUAUUAUUCGUAAAGUGAUUUUUUUAUUUCACCUUAAACAUUUUUAAAUUCGAACUUUCUUUAAUAUCAUUAUUCAAUUUAGUAAAUUCAAAUACUCCCUUUUGAAAUAUAGAUUUACUAGUUAUGCUCCUAUUACAAUUUUGCAGAUGAAAACCUAUACUGCCUCUAGUUUCGUAGUUAUGAUAAUGACUUUUUAAUUUAAAUGUGGUGGUAAUUUGAAUAUGAAAACUAG
This is a messenger RNA of Acanthoscelides obtectus, 2347 nucleotides long. NCBI's taxonomy places the organism in Eukaryota, Metazoa, Arthropoda, Insecta, Coleoptera, Chrysomelidae. The record is from the annotation of a GenBank genome assembly.